Dentiscutata heterogama is the source of this 245-nucleotide messenger RNA. NCBI's taxonomy places the organism in Eukaryota, Fungi, Glomeromycota, Glomeromycetes, Diversisporales, Gigasporaceae. The record is from the annotation of a GenBank genome assembly.
AUGGCUCUUGAAGUUCCAAGUGAAUACGGAUACGUGAUUAUCACCGGUGUCGCUUCAAUAUUCUUAACAACAUAUCUCGGUUUUCAAGUGCGUGGAUAUCGUAGAAAAGCUGGUGUUACUUAUCCUUACAGUAAGUUGGAAACCUCUAAUUAUUUGAAGGAAAAAACAGCUCUACACGUGAUAAGCUCACUGUUCUUUAAUAAAGUGUACGCUACCAAAGAAGAAGCGGAGAAGGAUCGCAGCAA